AUGGAUAAAUUCCGAAUGAUCUUCCAGUUCCUCCAGUCCAACCAGGAGUCAUUCAUGAAUGGCAUCUGUGGCAUCAUGGCACUUGCCAGUGCACAGCUGUAUGUGGCUUUUGAUUUCAAGUGCCCAUGUUUACCAGGCUACAAUCUGGCCUAUGGGAUGGGUAUCCUGUUUGUGCCACCUCUCGUUCUGUUCUUACUGGGCUUCGUGAUGAACAACAACGUCUCCAUGUUAGCUGAAGAAUGGAAAAGACCCACCGGGAAACGCCAGAAAGACCCGGCCGUCUUGCGUUACAUGUUCUGUUCCAUGGCCCAGCGGGCCAUGAUCGCUCCUGCUGUCUGGAUUUCCGUCACGCUGCUUGAUGGAGAGUGCUUUGUGUGUGCCUUCUGCACCUCUGUGCCCAUAGAGAAGCUGGGGAAUGAAAGCUACACAGGCCUAUCUGAGAAGGCAAUGAGGAGGAUUCUUGCCCAGAUUCCCUGCACAGAAAUUUACAGUGGACAUGAGCUUAUAGCCAGAGAAGUGGCAAUCAGGUACCUGCGCUGUGUUUCCCAGGCAAUGGGCUGGACCUUUGUGCUUCUGAUGACCUUGCUGGCAUUCCUUGUUCGAUCCUUACGCCCCUGCUUCACUCAAGCUGCAUUCUUGAAGAGCAAGUACUGGUCCCACUACAUUGACAUUGAACGCAAGCUGUUUGAUGAGACCUGUACGGAGCAUGCGAAAAGCUUCGCCAAAGUUUGCAUCCAGCAGUUUUUCGAAGGCAUGAACAAGGACCUGAGCAUGGGCCACUCACACUUUCCUGAGAAAGCACCUUCAGAAGCUGGGGAAGAGAAGGAAAAACUAUUGGGCAUUAUGGAUCAAAGGACUAUGAACAAACUUCUGAAGAACUGGCAUAAAUGCAAGCCCCCACUAUGCCUCAACCAGGAGGUGCUACAGAAUGGCUGGGCAGGAGAAAUCAUACACCCCCCUGUGCCUAAGAGGGAGUAUGCUGCAUACUACAGCAAAGUCUGA
Euleptes europaea (tarantolino) is the source of this 1002-nucleotide messenger RNA. RefSeq names its product calcium homeostasis modulator 1 (gene CALHM1). Bases 1 to 1002 code for a protein of 333 amino acids. The record is from RefSeq and is a predicted model, not a curated record. Gene Ontology annotation, molecular function: monoatomic cation channel activity. NCBI's taxonomy places the organism in Eukaryota, Metazoa, Chordata, Lepidosauria, Squamata, Sphaerodactylidae. The transcript is spliced from 2 exons.